GGCAGAGUUACUAAAGAGAGCUCAAGACACAACACUGCAGAGUAACGCCUUGGAAUGUCCUCGCACUUUAUAAACAAUUGUCCUAGGGAGGGAAUAUUUUUACAUGACAUUUGCACAGCUUGACAAAUGGCUAGCUGAGGCAGUGUGCUUCUCUGAUGAAUGCUGAAUUUCCCAAAGAGAAAAUAUCCCACAAACUGACCAAAGAGAGAGAACUAACUGCACUGGGAAAGUAGAAGUGGAACUUGGAGCCUUAAAAAAAGAACCAACACCAAAACAACAAACAAACUGCAGCAGUUAAGUGAAGAGUGCAAGAAUUUGAUCACAGGCAGGAUGGCAUCUGCCCGGGACCUUUUAAUCCUGGCACUAUGUGGCUUGUUACUAGAGUUACCGACUGGAUGUCAUGCAACAGAUACACGGCAGCCAAGGUUACGUCUGUCACAUAAAGAGCUCUGGGAUUUAAACAGGACGUCAGUCUUUCAUAGCCCAUUUGGAUAUCUCGGUCUGCAUGUAAUGCUGCUGGAUGAGUAUCAAGAGCGACUGUUCGUGGGAGGAAGAGACCUCUUGUAUUCCCUCAGUUUGGAUCGAGUCAGCGACAACUACCGAGAGAUCCACUGGCCCAGUACACCUCUGCAGGCAGAAGAAUGUAUAAUUAAAGGAAGAGAAGCUGAUGAAUGUGCAAAUUACAUCCGUGUCCUUCACCGAUACAACAGAACACAUCUUCUGGCUUGUGGAACAGGAGCUUUUGAUCCACUCUGUACUUUUGUUAGAGCUGGACAUCCAUCAGAGGAUCAUCUGUUUCAACUGGAAUCGCACAAAUUUGAGAGAGGACGAGGCAGGUGCCCUUUUGACCCCAGUUCUUCCUUCACCUCCAUCUUAAUUGGUGGUGAACUUUUUACUGGUCUCUACAGUGACUACUGGGGAAGAGAUGCUGCUCUGUUUCGCACCAUGAAUCGCAUGGUUCAUCUCCGAACUGAACCUGAUAGUGAGCGCCUCUUGAAAGAACCAAAAUUCGUUGGCUCAUAUAUGAUUCCUGACAAUGAAGACCAUGAUGAUAACAAAGUAUAUUUCUUCUUUACUGAAAAAGCAUUAGAGGCUGAGACAAACUCUCACGCCAUUUAUACCCGCGUGGGACGUGUAUGUGCGAAUGACAUGGGAGGCCAACGAAUGCUUGUGAAUAAAUGGAGCACUUUCCUCAAAACCAGGCUAGUUUGCUCUGUGCCAGGGAGAAACGGAAUUGAUACUUAUUUUGAUGAAUUAGAGGAUGUGUUUUUGCUGCAAACUCGUGAUAACAAAAAUCCAGUGAUAUUUGGCCUCUUCAACACCACAAGCAACAUAUUUAGAGGAUAUGCUAUAUGUGUUUACCACAUGGCAAGUGUCCGAGCAGCUUUCAAUGGACCAUAUGCCCAUAAAGAAGGACCCGAAUACCACUGGGCUCUAUAUGAAGGAAAAGUACCUUAUCCAAGACCUGGUUCAUGUGCCAGUAAGGUGAAUGGUGGUUUGUACACUACCACUAAAGACUACCCUGAUGAAGCUGUCCAUUUUGCCAGGAGUCAUCCACUGAUGCAUCAGCCCAUCAAGCCUGUCCAUAAGAGACCAAUACUAGUUAAAACAGAUGGAAAGUACAAUCUCAAACAAAUAGCAGUGGACAGAGUGGAAGCUGAAGAUGGACAAUAUGAUGUUUUGUUCAUUGGCACAGAUAAUGGAAUUGUGUUGAAAGUCAUUACAAUUUACAAUCAAGAGACGGAAUCAAUGGAAGAAGUGAUUCUUGAAGAGCUCCAAGUAUUCAAGGUGCCAGUUCCUAUUAUUUCUAUGGAAAUCUCUUCCAAAAGGCAACAGCUCUAUGUUGGAUCUGAGUCAGUCAUAGCACAAGUGAAGUUCCACCAGUGUGACAUGUACGGCACCGCCUGUGCGGACUGCUGCCUCGCUCGGGAUCCCUACUGCGCCUGGGAUGGCAUCUCCUGCUCCCGAUACUAUCCCACAGGGAUGCAGGCAAAGAGACGUUUCCGCAGACAAGAUGUUCGCCAUGGAAAUGCAGCACAGCAGUGCUUUGGCCAGCAGUUCAUCGGUGAAGUCCUGGAGAAGACUGAGGAGCGACUUGUUUAUGGAAUAGAGUACAACAGCACCCUUCUGGAGUGCACCCCUCGGACCUUACAAGCAAAAGUAAUCUGGUUUGUUCAACGAGCACAUGAAACAAAGAAGGAAGAGGUGAAGACAGAUGACAGAAUAAUCAAAAUGGACCUUGGCCUCUUAUUUCUGAAGCUGCAUCGAUUGGAUGCAGGGACCUAUUUUUGUCAGACAGUGGAACACAGCAUUGUUCACACUGUCAGGAAAAUCACUCUGGAAAUAGUUGAGGAAGAACGCGUAGAUGAAAUGUUCAAUAAAGACUAUGAGGAGGAGAUACCUCACAAAAUGCCAUGCCCGAUGCAGAGCAGUAUACCUCAGGCAUCAAAGCCAUGGUACAAGGAAUUUCUCCAGUUAAUAGGUUACAGCAACUUCCAGAGGGUUGAAGAAUACUGUGAAAAAGUGUGGUGUACAGAUAAGAAGAGAAAAAAGCUGAAAAUGUCUCCAUCCAAGUGGAAAUAUGCCAACCCACAGGAAAAGAAGGCAAGGAUCAGGCCAGAGCAUUACCGAUUGCCCAGGAACAUAGUUGACUCCUGAUGGAAAAAAUCCAUCCACACUUUCUGGGUGACAUUUUAUUUGGACUUAAGUAAGAGGGAGAAAUCAGUCUUGGUUUUGGUAAACAACACAGGUUUAUAUAUAUAAAAUAUCAGGACUGCAAACAAAAAUGCUAUAGUAAGUUAUACUCUACACUCAUGAUGACUGUUUAGAAGCAUUUUAAACAAAAUCUUCCUAACUAUCUGAUUCUGAGUAGAUCAAUGCAAUCAGAAUUUUGCAUUAUGGGGAAUGUGACAACCUUCAGACUCUGAGUGCUUGAAUCAGUUUCCUGUGUGGACUGUGCUUGCGCUGUAUAUUGUUGCACAUGAUGGCAUAUUUAAGCAAAUUAAAAUAGCGAAGUAUUCGUAAACAGAUGAAAAAUGUAACACAUCUUUUCUUCAGUUCACAAAUUUCUCAUGCUUCUGAAAGUGGCACGUCUUAAGAUCUUUCCUUUUGAUUGUGACCUGUCUGAGUUCAUCACUGAGAACAAUUUGUUGUGUUAAUGCAAUGUUCUGCUAUUUCUAAAGACAAUGAAGGGAAAUCCUGCUUUCUUCCCACUGUUUUGUUUUGUUUUGUUUUUUGUCUUAUCAGUCAUUUACAAAGCCCAGUGAGCUCUCACAGCUAAGUAAUACCGCCUAGUAACUUGAUGUAAGUCAAAUGCAUGCCGAGAACACAAACAGAAUGAAAUUCUUCUAUUUAUCUAUAGAAAAAGCUGGAUUAAUGGUUUAGGUAGAAAGCGAUUCUAUCCUGUCACUAGUCAUAGACAUUGACUUAGUAUUGACACGAAUUAAGGGAGUGCCCUCUUGUGGCCAAACAAAGCAAAAUCCGGUUUUACCACCUAUUUUCUGAAGAAAUGUGUGUAACAAAGAGCUGCUUUGUUUUCAGCACACACUUCUAGUUUCCACGUACUAAAUCCACUGAUUUAGAAGGCAGUGAUGGAAGACAUGUAUACUGAAAAAAACAGCAUAUAAAGUGAGCAAUGUUUUAUACUGUUAACACACUUUUGGGGGAAAACGCAGUCAUAAAAAUUUGGGAUGUAUAUUAAAAACAAGAACAGCACUGUGCAGCUGUUCUAUGGUCUCAGUGUCUGAUCCAGGUAAAUCUUUUCCUUCUAUGUGAUCUCUGGUCAAAAGGGAUGCUUUACUGUUCUUGUGUGUGAUGCCAGGAGAAGAGAUCAAAGAAUUAAGUCACUUAUGAUCUAGGUCUUUCAAGAUUUACUUAGGGGAAAAAAAAAUAAAAUAAAAUUUAAAAAAUCUCUUUUUAAGUGCAAGAAACCAGAUGCAUAAAAUGCAUAGAAACUAAUGUUUUUUUUUUCAACUGAAAAUUAAAUAGGGAAGUUGUAAACACCAAUUAUUCACAAAUGAGUUAACUCCUAGAAUGAGAACAUGAUGCCAGUAGGGGAAAUCGCCAAGCUGAUACAGAUUUAAUGCCACCAAGAAAGUAUAUAAUGGAUUUACCAGCCACAAAGAAGUUCAUGUCAAGCUGCAAUUUCUAAUCAGGAAAACAGAAUUGCAUCUUAGUAGGAAAUAACAGCCUAGAUAACAGAUAUUUGCUAGGUUUGCUGUGCUAACAAAGGCAGCAAUCAAUGCUGACCCAGUGUUUUCCAGGCAGGCUGUGCAUGAGAGGAUCUCGCAGUUCUUUGUCAGGACCUGCAAGCUUUGCUCUGCUCCUCUGGGAACAGAGACUGUCCCAGUGUUUGAGAGCUGCCUGUGGGCACUCUGUCAGAAACCAGAAUAGGAGGAAAACAGGGUUUCAUCUUGUGUCAGUAUAAUGGCACAUAAACCUUUUUGUGAGCCAGUUGUGUUCAGGAAACCAGUUUAUCUGAGGGUUUGCACUUUGUUUAGCUAGAAUGCCUUUCUUAAGAGUUUAGACUGGACACUAUGUGCAGCCCUGCAGGAAUUCUUGCAGUUGUUAGCUUUGAUCUGAUACAGAAGCCUGGAUAAAUUCACUUUUCUGUGUCGGAAGUAAUGGAACUUAGGUGCAGUUAGGAUGCUCUGUUUACAGUAAUACAGAAAGUGCUUACACUGAAGGCUGCAGCAGAGAGAACAUACAUAGAACAAGAAUCCCUGAUUUUUAUUUAAUCCUCUAUAUAACCCUUGCUGGCAUCCUUAAUGGAAAACUGUUCAAACAGCACUGAAAUAAUUUUCCUAUCAAUUAUGUAGUACACUUCUUUUCAACAGUAAUGGGAGUUAUAUUUUCCUUUUUCCAAUUCAUUUUCUAGUAUCUAGUGCCAAAGGUACCAUUAAUGGACUAUUAGAAAGGAAUAACAGCAGCUCAGCCUGAUGGACCAAAUAUAACUUUGAAACUCACUCUGAGAUUUCGGGUGGAAAUCAUGUGAUAUGCAAAUCAGGAUUCCUGAUUUAAUACAGAAGUGUAUUUUUAGCGGUUACAUGUGGAGAAUUACAUUAAAUUUUUAUUUACCUUUUAAAAUUUAAUAUUCUAGCUCACAUCUUACAACUUUCAUGGCUGCAGUGCCUGUGAGAAUUCAGAACUACAAGGUCUUGUUCAGAGUGCUAUGGCAUCUAUGGAAGAAGAGAAAGAGUGACAAUGUAUUUUGGAAGGAUAUGCACAAAUGUGCUCGUAUGCAAUGUUAUUUAAAAUGCUUCUUUGUAUAUUUGGGGGGCAUUAUCUGCUUCUUUUCAUUUGGUGUAUUUUGUAUGUGCAUGAAG
Messenger RNA from Apus apus (common swift), 5324 nucleotides. It is a transcript of the gene SEMA3E, whose product is annotated as semaphorin 3E. NCBI's taxonomy places the organism in Eukaryota, Metazoa, Chordata, Aves, Apodiformes, Apodidae. The record is from RefSeq and is a predicted model, not a curated record. Gene Ontology annotation, biological process: neural crest cell migration; semaphorin-plexin signaling pathway; axon guidance. The transcript has 17 exons. The coding region runs from base 331 to 2658 and encodes 775 amino acids. Gene Ontology annotation, molecular function: chemorepellent activity; semaphorin receptor binding.